AUGGAAGGUUCUCAGAAGGGUAAGGCCAUGCAAGAAGAGGAAGAGAAGGGAAAAGAGGAAGUACGAUACCGGGGUGUCCGAAGGCGGCCAUGGGGGAAGUAUUCGGCGGAGAUACGCGACCCGUCUAGACAGGGGCAGCGGCGGUGGCUUGGAACAUUUACCACUGCGGAGGACGCAGCUCGGGCUUAUGACCGAGCUGCCUUUGGCUUAAAAGGCCAUCUUGCCAUCUUAAAUUUCCCCAAUGAGUACCAUCCCAUACUCACAAGCCCUCCACAUCCACCAUCAUCAUUUUCAUCGUCCCCAUUAUCUUCUUCAUCAUCGUCAUCGUCGUCUUCUUCUUCUUCGUAUGUUCCAAUUGAGCGUUUCGAGAAGGAAAGUUCAUCAAGUGGACGACAGAGGGAAGUCAUUGAGUUGGAGUACUUGGAUGACAGUGUGUUGGAGGAGCUUCUUGAAUCAGAUGAAGAGAAGAAGAAACACGGAUAAGAUUGAGACCCAAAAUAAUUCCCUCUUGUUUGGUAUUCUUUUACCAAAUUUUCUCCUUCUUUUGGUCCUUGGAAAGCAUGAGAAUUGGG
Messenger RNA from Ilex paraguariensis (yerba mate), 572 nucleotides. The record is from the annotation of a GenBank genome assembly. Lineage: Eukaryota; Viridiplantae; Streptophyta; Magnoliopsida; Aquifoliales; Aquifoliaceae.